ACGCCCUCCCUCUAGUGCCAGACUACCGUUUUCCCCAUCAUGGCUCCUUCGGACAGACCGGGGUACUGGGGCCGACCAACAUCAACAUUGGACUGGUGCGAGGACAACUACAUCGUCUCAUUUUACAUCGCCGAAUUCUGGAACACCGUCAGCAACCUUAUCAUGAUCCUACCUCCCAUCUACGGUGCCGUCCAGACCCUCAAAGAUGGCCUGGAAAUCCGCUAUGUGUUCGCUUUCUUAGGACUCGCGGCUGUGGGGGUUGGGUCCUGGUGCUUCCACAUGACUCUCCAGUACGAGAUGCAGUUACUGGACGAGCUGCCAAUGAUCUACAGCUGCUGUGUCUUUGUGUACUGCCUAUAUGAAUGUUUCAAACAAGAAAACGCGGUCAAUUAUUUUCCCAUAGUCAUCUUAUUGAUCUUCAGUGUUGCCGUCACUGUAGUGUAUUUACAGUGGAAGGAGCCGGUGUUCCAUCAGGUGAUGUAUGGAAUGCUGGUCGGGUGCUUAGUGCUGCGGUCUGUGUUCAUCGUUACGUGGGUGUAUCCAUGGCUCCGCCCCCUCGCCUACACCUCCUUAAGCGUGUUCAUGAUCGGCUUCCUGCUGUGGAACAUCGACAAUCAUCUCUGUGACACGUUGAGGAGUGCCAGGCAGAGACUGCCCCCUGUUGUCGGGGCAGUCACACAGCUGCAUGCCUGGUGGCACAUUCUGACAGGGCUGGGAUCCUACCUGCACAUUCUCUUCAGUCUCCAGACGAGGACUACCUACCUCAAACACAGGCCGAAAGUGACGUUUCUCUGUGGGGUGUGGCCUGUCAUUCGUGUAGCCUCCCAGAAGACCACGUGAGCGGGCGGCGGGGGAGGAGGGGGGGCCCGUGUGGAGGGCACGGCCGCCGUUGCUCCGGUAACGAGCCGCCGGGCCGGACGGGGGGAGCGGGCCGGUCUCCCCCACCCCGGCUGCUUUGGAUUCGGACUGACGGCCCCAGGGACGCUCCCAUAUUAGCCGAGCGUAGCGUUUAGCCGACUGCGGAUUUCCAGGGUCAGGAUCUGUUGGAAACUUGCACUCUAAAAACCAGAGAUGUCCUCCAUCUUUAGUCAUGCGCUCGCAGCAAGCCUGGUGUUGUGUGCAUGUGUGCGUGUUUGUGUGUGUGUGUGUGUGUGUAGGCCUAACACUACAUCCAAACCACCCUGUUUUCUUGUUUCCAUAACCCCCGCCUCAUCCCUCCAAAUUCUGCGUGUGGUGUUAAAUCGAUUCGUGAUCCUGUCGCACAAAAACCCGGCGCCCCCCGAGUGACCGAUGUUCCCGUUCACUGCAUGUGUGUAAGAUCACAUUUCAUUUUCUCAAUCAUUCCUCCCCCCCCCCCCCCCCCGCAGCAGAACACGCACACGGUAGCAUUCGGGGUGGUUUUAGUUGUUGUGCUAGUGAAAAAUGGACUUUAGAGCGAGCUUGCUAUUGGUAGCCUGCGUGUUUAGCAUCAAGACCACAGAACACUAUGCAAGUAAAACAGUAGUUAGUGAUGUAAUUUGAUAUGUUUUAACAGGGGAUAUUAAGAACGAAUGAGGUAUUUGGCAUCGAGCGCUUAUACCUGGGGCCAGUAGUGUGACGGACAUCCCCGUGCUUGCCGUGAUUUGGGCAAAACUGGAAAUCUUGACAGCUUUGGAAUGUUUAAACCUGGGCUGACAAGCUCCUUUUUUUUUUCUUUUUUCUCUGAUGUAGUCAAUGUUUAUGGAAUUUUAGAAUGAAAAGCAAAAUUGAGCGCGUAAAUGAAAGGAACACAUUUACUCCAGAUACCAGCAUGCCUUGCUGCGUGACUGAAAGUGUGCAGUCGGUCAGUGAAUUAUCGCUGUCCUGGUGGUUGCUACUCACACUAAUUAAUUCUCUAAGUGGAAGCACUGGUUGUAUUUUGUGCUGGUCACAAAACAACUAAAUGGAACAUUUGCGCUUGUGGUUAAGGGAUUUUUUUGUGUGUGUGUGUGCCAUUUCAUAUUUGUCUUACUGGCUGCAAUGCAAAAGGGGUCCUGCUUGCUUGUAUAAGUUCAAGGACAUUCAACGGCUCUUUUUGGACCACUUGUCAGCUGCACAUAUUGGGGAAUAUGAAGUAAGUCGUACCACACUACGACUGUGGUAGAAGUUUAGUUGUUCACCAGGCAGGUGGGAUGUUCAGGGGCCAUAAUGCUACAAAGUUCUCUAUUGUCCCUUUAGUCAACAGUUGUGAAGUCAUUUAGAAAGACGUUUUGCUUGAAGUGAUUUUGGAGGGCCUAACUUGCAACAUUGCUAACAUUGCAACAUUGCUAAUCAAUACAAAAGUAUUAUAGACUGUAGCAGAUGAGUUGAUGUAUGCUAUAUAAAUUUAAGCUGUUGCAAUCUAGGAGUUCAGAUUUGAGGUUUUGAUUUAAUUAGCUGUUUUUUUUUUUAGCGGAUCCAAACAUUUUAUUGUAGGUUCUUAAUGAAGGCAUGUUUUAAUUUAUUCUACUGACACUGUGUCAGAUAAUCUAAUGCUAAAUUAAUCUUUUAUUGGCUUGAUUUGUGCUCCCAGAAUCGUGUUAUUUCAACGCAAAUUAUUCAUACUAUAAUGUUGCUGUUUCAGUUGUAAUUUCCGUUGCCUUUUUAUAGAACAAAACAAAAAUGUAGGGGUCCAUUCCAUUUCAAUUACAUCAUUUCAAGAAACGCAUUUGAAUUUGAUUUGUGAAUCGAAAAGUUCAAGUGGAGAUUUUUCAGUCUUGAAUUGUUUGGUACUGUAUGAGUCCAUUCCAUUUCAAUUACAUCAUUUCAAGAAACACAUUUAAAUUCGAAAAUGUCAGAUGGAGAUUUUUCAGCCUGACCUUUUUAAAUGAGAUUAAGGUAAAGUACUGAAUCGUCCACUCUGAGAAAUGCCCCGGCUGGUGCCUUUCCUACCCCUGAGGGGUAAAGUGACGGAGUAGCCUACUACUCUUACCGUGGGGUCCCCUCAGUCAGCUUGAGUCACGGAGGGGACAGUGCAGUUUCUCGAGCUGUAGGCUGCUGUCAGAAACCUGCUCGUAUCAUUUACCCCUCACGCCCCCCCCCCCCCCCCCCCCCCCCCCACCGGGCUUCACCGUGAAUCUGAAUCUUUUACCGGACUCUUCCGGAAAACCCCAACUACCGUCGUUUAUUCAGAGUGAGCUGGGUUCAGCAAGACAGUGCAAACCAGUACCUUCUAAAAAAUUUGUUGGGGAAAAGCACAAGCCCUGUGGACAGGAUGUAAUUUGCUGUUUCCAUACGAGUGCACAACAAGGUUAACGAUGACUUGGAACAACUAAGGAUGUUUUUUUUUACUGUUUUUUUUUUUUUAAUUUUACAUUUGGGGAAAUGGGUUAAAUCGGUAGAUUAGUGGGAAAAUAUUAAAUGAGAAAAUUUCAAAUGAUCAGCUCGAUGUGUUUGUAGCCUAAUUUCAUUUGAGGCCGUGAUGGGAAUCGCCGUCGCCGUCCAACAAACGCUGCGCAACAGCAUUGGUGUGCUGAUAACUUUUGUAUCUGAACCCUCGAUUCUGAAGGACAUGCAUUAGUAGUACGAGGAUCAAAUGAAGACGAUACUCUGUCAUUUACCAUCAGUGGCGCACCCCUCCUCUAUUUUUCAUAUAAUCGCUCAUUUCGGAGGAAAGCGUUUUGUGCCUUUGAUUUGUCAUUAAUGUUGCCUUGGUCUUUGAUAUCGAAUAUUCUUCAGGAAGUAGCUGUUUUUGCAGCAUCACAGCCGCUUUAAAGAUCCCUCUGGAAGCGUAUCGGAACUUUCUGAAAGCGUGCUGAUACCGUUGUCUUGCUUGUAAAGUUUUAACUUCAGGUGAAUUACUGCGGGUUCUUCCAUCUCUAAUUUGAAUUAUAUCCCGCAGCGCUUCGCCUCCUAUUCGUUUGUUAUGUGUCUGAACUAAUGUUCAUUUUUGCCAUUGAUCAUGAUUGAUACAUUAUUCUGACGAACUGGAGUCAGCAUCUCACUAGGAAAAGAUUCUCUUCAUGCCAAGGUACUGACAAGUGUUGUUUUUACAGCCAUGUCUUUUGUAAAGAUGUGUGUUAGACUGACAUGCUUUGUGUUGUGUAAACGUAUCAUUUUUAAACGUUUUUAAAUUAACGUUGUAUGGCUGUAUUAACUGCGAUUAACGAACUGUGGAUUUCAGAUUGAAGUGUAAUAAAAAUGACGUACCAUG
This is a messenger RNA of Anguilla rostrata (American eel), 4150 nucleotides long. RefSeq names its product alkaline ceramidase 3-like. Gene Ontology annotation, cellular component: endoplasmic reticulum membrane. Bases 40 to 840 code for a protein of 266 amino acids. The transcript is spliced from 11 exons. Lineage: Eukaryota; Metazoa; Chordata; Actinopteri; Anguilliformes; Anguillidae. Gene Ontology annotation, biological process: phytosphingosine biosynthetic process; ceramide metabolic process. The record is from RefSeq and is a predicted model, not a curated record.